Messenger RNA from Oryzias melastigma (Indian medaka), 2312 nucleotides. It is a transcript of the gene eps8l1a, whose product is annotated as eps8 like 1a. NCBI's taxonomy places the organism in Eukaryota, Metazoa, Chordata, Actinopteri, Beloniformes, Adrianichthyidae. Gene Ontology annotation, molecular function: actin binding. Gene Ontology annotation, cellular component: vesicle; plasma membrane; ruffle membrane. Gene Ontology annotation, biological process: regulation of Rho protein signal transduction; positive regulation of ruffle assembly; Rho protein signal transduction. The coding region runs from base 518 to 2002 and encodes 494 amino acids. The transcript has 14 exons. The record is from RefSeq and is a predicted model, not a curated record.
AUGUGCCAGUGUUUGCCAAAACAUUGUGAGGAAGCAUAAAAAUUCCUGAAAGAUAAAAAAAUAUAUAUAUAACCAUUACUAUAGAAUACUUUUAAUAUUGAUCUUGGUAUAUUUUUUUAUGGUUUUAGGUUCAACUUGAAGUUUCUUGACUUGUAAAGGCAGACAUUAGUGGCACUUGUGGAAUGACGCUUGUAGCAGAUCACAUUGGUUCACAUGGCACCGUUCGUAGAAACGCCUGUCAUGAGCAAGAAGAAACAAUGAAACAGAAAGAAUGAGGGAGUGUGUGUCUCAGUGCGUAUGUGUGUGUUUGUGUGGGUGUGAGUAUGUGUUUGGAUGAGAGUGGAAGCAGCAGAGAUUAAGGGCAGAAACAAAGCUAAACUUGUUUUUCUCGUUCUGACAUUUUCUCAGCCAGAUAGGAAGUCUUCUUGUAAACAGCAAAGCUUAGUGUAGAACCAUUCAGGCACUUGUCCAUCUCAGUGACUGUGUCUUGGAUUUGAAACCCGAACCACAACAGAAGAUGUCAACAAAGCCCCCCCAGGUAGUACCCCGGAAGCAUUCAGGCGUUCGAGUUACUCCCAAAGAACAGCCUGUGGAUGGAUUGGGUAUUCAUUCUGAGGCUGGGCGAGAGAAUGGCCUAAACAGGGAGUCAGAUGACACAACUCACGUGAACGCAGAGAGAGAAGUGGAGAUCCUAAAUCACUGCUUUGAAGAUGUGGAGAAGUUCAUGGCUCGUUUGCAGCAAGCAGCUGAGGCCCAGAGUAUACUCAACCAAAGGGCAAAGAAGAAAUCCCGGAGCACCAAGAAGGGGAGCAAAGACAGUGAUUUUUUGACAAUGAAAGCCUGCCCCCCAACAGAGGAAGAAUUCAUCUCAAUUUUUCAGAAAAUCAAAUACUCCCUAUGUCUUCUUCACCGCCUCCAAGCCUCCAUCGCUCAACCGCCAGCUUCAGAGCUGCUGCACCACAUAUUUUUGCCUCUUAAAUUGAUUGUGAACACGACUGGAGGGACAGCAUUGGCUGAGUCCGUGGCCAGUCCAGGCAUGACCAAAGGCGCUGUUGCAAUGCUCCAAAACAAUCUGACUGGAGAAAGCAAAGAGUUGUGGACUUCUUUAGGAACCAACUGGACUUCCCCCUGUUCGGACCCGAGUGCUUCCACAUAUGUACCAGUCUUUUUGGAUGGGUGGCUGCCUCCGAAAUGUGACUCCCAUGGUCAGCUAUUAGAAGAUCCCAUCCAGCUGCAGUUCAAACAUGAAGCUGCUAUGGAACGUGAGCAGAGACAAAGUCUACAGAAAGCUAACGCAGAAAACCACAGGGGAGGCACUGAUAAAGUAGAUGGAAAUGGACUGGCACCUGAGGGCACAAAAUAUUACCGCUGCAGUUACGACUUUGUGGCCAGAAACAGCAGUGAACUCUCCGUACUACAAGGAGAAAUACUGACGGUAAUUAAUUCAACAAAGCGCUGGUGGAAGUGUCAGAAUCGCUUUGAUCAGAUAGGAUUUGUUCCCUACAACAUUCUGGAACCUGCACCUGAUCAGAACUUCAUAGAGAACCCCAAAACCAGGACCUUCUCUCAAAGUCAAGCAAACCCAGGCAGCAGCAGUCCUACAACUUCUAACGUAACAGGUCAAGGUCAGAUGAUUCUAAUGCCUCCUGUAGCUGCACCGGGAGAGGAAGGUGGACGAGUCUUGAUAAUGAAUGAUGAACUUCUGAAGAAGUUGGCUGAGAAGAGAAGCUCUAUUGAUGAGUCAGAGGUUCUGUCCACUCCGUCUCCUCAGCUGAACUAUCACUCACCAAAGACUGAGGUGAAGGCCUGGCUCACGGCAAAGGGCUUCAGCCAGGAAACGGUUGACAGCUUGGGAAUUUUGAACGCAGCUCAGCUGUUCUCCCUAACUGAGGGGGAGCUCUGCACAGUGUUACCAGAAGAAGGAUCCGGCGUUUACAGCAAUAUUUUGAUAGAGAAGGCCCUUCUCGAGAACAUACGCAAAGCUUCAGAGCAGCAAGCGUAGACGGGGAGCAGCGACGUGAGAUGCAGAUGUUGAUACAAGGAAUGACAUUUUGGUGUAAAUAUGACAAACUCAGAAUAAUACUUUGCUGUUAUUUCUCAUCUUUGCAACUAACAUAUUAACAAUAGACUCAGUAUUUUAUCAAAUAUAAUUCUUUGAAUUUGGUCAACUAUAAGCAAUCUUUACUAAUAACCUGCUUGUACUUUUGAAUGUAACUUUCCAUAUUAAUAUUACAAACUAGAAUGACAACUUCACAUGAUGUUCUGAAACUUGUAACGUGUACAGAUGAAUUAAACAAAAGAUUUUUCUUCCA